Molecule: messenger RNA, 1775 nt
Organism: Osmia bicornis bicornis
Lineage: Eukaryota; Metazoa; Arthropoda; Insecta; Hymenoptera; Megachilidae
Product: acetylcholine receptor subunit beta-like
Exons: 7
Coding region: 115-1422 (435 amino acids)
Biological process (GO): monoatomic ion transmembrane transport; chemical synaptic transmission; regulation of membrane potential
Cellular component (GO): membrane; synapse; neuron projection
Molecular function (GO): extracellular ligand-gated monoatomic ion channel activity; neurotransmitter receptor activity; transmembrane signaling receptor activity
Source: RefSeq, a predicted model, not a curated record
AAGGGGGCGGUUUUCCAUGGUUCGGUUUAACGUUUCACUGGGCGUGCAAUGGAUCCUCUUCGAUCUUUCAAUGUACAGUCGUAACACGAGUGCCACAUUGAUUGGUGCUACAGAAUGAAAAGCAUCUUUAUCCUGUUCCUCGUGAUCUUCUGCAUCCUGCAGGAUCAUCAGGGUUCCUGCAUGUUCUUGCAGAGUUGCAAGGAAAUCGUGGAUAAUUCUACCUUGCAACGAUUGAAAGAAUAUCUAUUUUGUUUUUACGACGAGGAAGUUAGACCCACUGACGAUCAUAGAAAUGCCACUGUCGUUCAGUUUGGAUUGUACAUACACCAGUUCGAAGUCAAUGAACUGUCAAACACGGUUGACUUUCACGUUUGGUCUAGGAUGACGUGGAGGAAUCCUCAUCUGACAUGGGAACCAUCGCAAUUCGAUGGUAUAGAGUGGCUUCAAGUAAUGAGUUAUGAGAUGUGGGUGCCAGAUAUAGUGUUGCAUAGCGUGUCAAACGUGGACGUGGAUACAGAGAUACCAAGGGUUGAAUGCUGGUUGCAUCACAUGGGUACAGUACUUUGCGUACCCACGGUGGUGUACACCACCUUUUGCGAAUCGGAUCACACAUGGUGGCCGUACGAUUCGAUGAAUUGCAGUUUGUACAUUGCAUCCUGGUCGCAUUCCUCCAACGAGAUCGACAUACAUUUCGUAAACUUUGAUCCUGAUGGUCUACUCACAGAGGAUAUUUAUGACGAAAAUUUGGAAUGGGACUUGGUGCACAUUUCUCAGACCGAACGUUUGGUCGAAUCGAAAUUCGGUGUGCAGUUCACUAGCAAAAUGUUGUCUUAUCACAUUAUCUUGCAGAGAUACAGUUCCAUCUACACUUCCUCUUAUAUGACAAUGGUUUUAGCGCUAAUGACAAUGACGUUGAUGGUACUGUGGUUGGAUCCAAGAUCCACCGAACGUAUGGUAGUCGCGAAUUUCAAUUUUAUUUUGCACUUGAUUUGUUUGCAAGAUUUGCAAUGGAAACUUCCUUACAAUGGCAAUUAUCCUCCGAAACUAAUUUUCUUUUACGAGAAUUCGUUAGUUCUGGCUGCAUUCUCGUUAAUUCUUACAAGCAUUCUUCGCCACGUGCAAGAAUUGAACACCGAUGCACCGGCGUGGUUAUCGUCGGUAACGAUUUCGAUUUUGAAAAGCAGAGUAGGUCAGGUGUUUUUAAUAAGCAUCUUAGACCCGAAGGUAUCAGCCAGUAUGGAAAGAAACACUGAUGACAACACGAAUCUCGUGUCAUUCGACAGAAAGGAAUCCACUUGGAAAUACACCUCUAUUUUGAUCGGUUGGAUAGCCUUCUUGAGCGUGUUAUUUGUUUACGUGAUUAUGCUCGCGGUUUUCCUACCGACGUGCAAUAGUGCCAAGACCUUCGUGGUGAACACGUAACUGAGACUACGGUACAAAUCUACGUAUAAUAUUUCACAUCCUUAAUAGAAAACGUUAGAUAUUAGACAAUCGAUGAUUUUUCUAUAAAUACAUUUAUUCUGAAAAACAUUUCGGAUUCAAUUGACUACGUCAAUUCGAUCCAUUGUUGCGUGUGUUAACAGUGCGACCCAAUGUAAUUUUACAUCACUUUCGUUAAAUACAAGUAUGUAAGUCGUAUCAAGUUUAGAACGAAUGUUACAUGUAUAAUUUUGCGUUAGAUCAGAUGUUACAUGAAAUGUGUGAAAUUUCAGUGAAAUCGUGUACUAUAUUAUGAUAUAGCGUAGCUGCUAAUAAAUGUUAAUUAAAAAUGUUAA